AUGGUGGUCCGCAGAGCAGUUUUUAUUCAAUCAUUGAUUGUGGUGGUGUCCGUUCUUUUUAACAUGCAAGGUAACGUUGUGGUUUCAAUGAAACUGAUAGUAUAUUUUUUACACUUGUAUUCCUCAACUUCCGAAAACGCCCAUUAAAUGAAAUCAAUAAAACCAGAUAGCAGCCUUUAACUAGAAAUACGUGUAUCUCAGAACCUCGCGAAGCUCGGGGGUGAGGCCCAUAAAAUGUCAGGGAUGGAAGGGGGAGAGAAUUGGAGUAAAUUGGGUGAGGACGGGUUUGAACACUGGCUCUAAUAUUGGAAGGUGAGAUGUAGUUAAUCGCCUUUUGGUUGGAGUAAAUUUAAAACCCAGAGCUCUUUUAUUAAAAAGGAUUUUCUGGGACUUAAAUGGGGUUGGUGUUGUUAAGGAAGGGUAGCCAGUGUUUCGUAGGUCCCGUUUUCACUCCAUUUGACCCUCCUACAUGUGUAAUUAUAGUAACAGAAAAUGAGUGUGAUAGUGAAUAACUGCGGGAGAAUAUGCGGCAAACACGUGUUAUCUUUAAUGGGUAAUAAUAAUUACUUGUGAAGUUUGUCAUCAGUAGUGAGUGGAUGAAAUGGUAGGAGAUAAUGCUGCAGUGAAAAUAACAAGUCAAUGCUGGAAAUUGGAUAAAAAAAUAUUUAUUGUUAGGUGAUUACAGCAAGAGAGUGUUUGAUUCUCCCUGAGGAAAAAAAUCCGGAUCCAAGAUGGCGGACAUUAGACCAUCUACUGUUGUCAACUUACUCUUAGUCUUUGAGGCUGAAUUUGAGAAUGAAGUUGAUCGUUCCGUUUGAUGGAAAUAAUGGUGAAAAAUGUUAGUUAGCAACAAUAAUAAAGCAAGAAGGGUUGUAUCAAAACAAGGUAACUCCAGCCAAAAACGUAAAAUGGGCAAUUUCGUCGCGUAAUUAGCAUUUAACUUAGCAUAGGCUUUCUCACACGUUCUACAAAAUCAACGCUUUAAGUGUCUUUAGCUUAUCUUUCUUUAUUCUAUAAAGUUAUGGGGGCAAGGUGAAAAAAUCCAUCUUCCUACUAGUAUGUAAUAUAAACAAUUCGGUAUGAGAAGGAUGAAAGUUUGUUACCGACAGUAACAUUUUUUUAUUAGUCCGUGACAAAUCGUAAUUCUAUUCCGGUUCUAUACCUUAAACUAUUUUAUAUAAGAUUUCCGUUAAUCUUUUUAUUUCGUUUUCAGUCUGCACCUCCAGUAUUGUAGACAGUAUAAAUGAAUGUGAUCAGAGGGAAGUACAUCCCGAUAGUAAAGAUGGCAAAGAUUUCGUUACAACAAGACUUUGCAUUCAGAAUACAUGCCAGGGCUGCUAUACAAUUCACGAAAAAAAUUUCGACGAGGCGUGCCAAAAUCAGGAGAGAGACAGGUUUAACCCAGACUGGGAAAACUACAAAUGCUGCGCG
This is a messenger RNA of Porites evermanni, 1431 nucleotides long. Lineage: Eukaryota; Metazoa; Cnidaria; Anthozoa; Scleractinia; Poritidae. The record is from the annotation of a GenBank genome assembly.